CAGGAUUUUGGGGAAAAAGAAUACAUCGAAGUGGGCCGCCGUGGGACACAAACCGAUCACGUUCUCCUGGGUUAACGAAAUCGCUGGACGAGUAGGAUGGACCAGGCCUACGUCGAAAUGAAGAGGGCCAAGUUGCUGAAGAACGCCGAGCGCGGUCUUCUCCUGGCCCGGGCCAAGCUGCAGAACCGGCUCGUCGUCAUGGUCGACGACGAAGGGAAAACGGAGCUGACGUUCGACCAGGGCGUUCGACCGGAAAGCGACAACAGGAGGUGCAUUCGACUCAACACCGGCAACGAGCCAAACGCUAUCGGAUAUUCGACCCCGAUCUCAAAAGUGCUGGAAUUGCUCGAAGCCGGCCGGCCAAAGUUGGCCGCCGGCGAGCUCGAGGGGAUCUUCAGCGAUAUCCACACUCAGCUCAGCUCUUCGGCGACCAGUAUACAAUUUUUGAGAAUGGCCAAAAAAAAUUUGAACCUCCUCUGCGAACUGGAACAGAACUUUGCCGAACAGAAACAGACAGACGAUCGCAAGUUAUACGGCCUAGAAGACCCUCUCGUCUUCGAGAAGAUGAGCCAAUAAUAAAAUCACACUGAAUAAAAAUUUAUUCUUUUA
Cimex lectularius (bed bug) is the source of this 609-nucleotide messenger RNA. RefSeq lists its product as uncharacterized. The transcript has 3 exons. Lineage: Eukaryota; Metazoa; Arthropoda; Insecta; Hemiptera; Cimicidae. The coding region runs from base 97 to 576 and encodes 159 amino acids. The record is from RefSeq and is a predicted model, not a curated record.